AUGGCCCGCCGAUGGGCUCGCAGAAUCGAGCGUUAUUGCUGCUCCUGCAUAACCUACUUUCCAUUGGCAUUUGUGUACGGCUUGACAACAUGGGCUGUCUGGGUUGUCGUCAGUAUCGGUAACAGCAAACCGAAAUCAAGUUGGAUCGGAACGCAAUCAUCGAUAGGCGGUGUUUUGCUCUAUCUUCUACUGAACUGGUGCUACACAACAGCCGUCUUCACCGAUCCCGGCAGCACCACCAACGCCUAUGGCUACUCGACGCUACCCACGAAUGCCGCGCCGACCGCCACCUCCUUCACCGUCAAGUCUAAUGGCGAGCUGCGCUUCUGCAAAAAGUGUCAGGCCCGGAAGCCCGACCGUGCCCACCACUGCAGCACGUGUAAGAGAUGUGUUCUAAAGAUGGACCACCACUGCCCAUGGCUUGCCACCUGCAUUGGCCUGCACAACCACAAGGCCUUUCUGCUGUUCCUGAUUUACACGUCGCUCUUCUGCUUCUACAGCUUUGCCGUCUCGGGAUCAUGGGUCUAUUACGAGUUGGUAGCUGAGACGCAAUACGUCCAGACCUUCAUGCCUGUCAACUACAUCAUGCUGGCCGUCAUAUCCGGCAUCAUCGGUAUAGUGGUUGGCGCUUUCUGCAGCUGGCAUAUAUUGCUGGCCAGCAGAGGCCAGACAACCAUCGAGUGCCUCGAAAAGACCCGCUACUUAUCGCCUAUACGGAAACAGUUGCACCAAACCUACAACGCACAACACAACGGCGAUGGCUAUGCCUUGCCCAAGUAUGGUCAGCAGCUCUUGGAUAUCCACCAAAAUGCCAUCCCUGGGGUUACCAGACCGGAGGAGGGGGAGGUCAGGGUGAGCAUGGACGGGGGUCACGAUCAUUUCCGACCCAACGCGCACAUGACGUUUGAGGAAAUGGAGAGGCAACGGGCGAGGAAACGAUACGACGAAUAUCUUGACGAGCAAGAUUCGGACAAGCUGCCCAGUGCGUUUGACCUUGGCGCCAAGAGGAAUCUUCUCCAUCUAUUUGGACCUUCGGCUCUUCUUUGGGCAUUGCCUAUUAUGAAUACUACGGGCGAUGGCUGGGCCUGGGAAGCGAGUCCAAAGUGGCUAGAGGCUCGGGAAAAGAUAGCUCGCGACCGCGAGGAGCAGAGACAGCGCGAGCAAGCGGCAGGUUGGGGUACCGAAACACCAACAUUCAUUCGGAACCAGGAUUACAGUCCAGAGCAGCACGGUGUGACCCGGCAGUAUCUCGCCUCUCCAACAGUCUCGACUGGAAGGAAAACCCCGUCCAAGGCUGAUAGAGUGCUUGGGAGGGAUCCCAAUCUCUAUGCCGACGAGCCGGCCAGCUCAUUUCCGAUGAGGAAAUUGAGUCCAUAUGGUGCCGAUAUUGAAGACGACUAUGAUACCAGUAGUGACGAGGAACAAGGCACAGCUGAGCAACGGGCCAUGAAUGUCGUUACUAACGGGGCAUGGGCGAGGAGUGGUGCCAGCGGUCUCCUGCGGAAACCCACGAAUUCGAGUCUAUCGCCGACUGGCGGUACGUCGCAAAAUGACGACGAAGUGGACUGA
Molecule: messenger RNA, 1569 nt
Organism: Pestalotiopsis fici W106-1
Lineage: Eukaryota; Fungi; Ascomycota; Sordariomycetes; Amphisphaeriales; Sporocadaceae
Exons: 2
Coding region: 1-1569 (522 amino acids)
Molecular function (GO): palmitoyltransferase activity
Source: RefSeq, a predicted model, not a curated record